GAGGAAGAGGGCGAACGUCCUGCACGAGGACAGGUGAAUCACCAUGACGACAGAGCCAGGUGAGCCAGAGGAGUCAUUCCCUGAAGCUGCUGCCCACUCCACACCUAAACAGGGCGGGGAGGGCCGGCUGUCCCACAGCCAAGCUCACAGCUCAUUGGGCGAGGACUCAGCGAGUCACCUGUCGUCCAAUAGCAGGCUCGCACGCUCUCCGGCCAGAAACCCGCUGAGCUUCAGGACCAUGCAGACCAAAGUAACCCUGCUGGACGGCUCGCUGUUCACCUGCACUGUGGAGAAACGAGCUCGCGGCGUUCAGCUGUUUGAGAAAGUUUGUGAACACAUCAACCUGCUGGAGAGAGACUACUUUGCCCUGUCCUUCAGGGACACAGACAACAACAAGAACUGGUUGGACCCGGCGAAGGAGAUGAAGAAGCAGGUCAGAGGUGUCCCCUGGAACUUCUCCUUUAAUGUCAAGUUUUACCCUCCUGACCCCGCACAGCUCUCUGAGGACAUCACCAGGUACUUCCUGUGUCUCCAACUCAGACAGGAUAUAGUUUCCGGUCGUCUUCCGUGUUCGUUUGCGACUCACACCGUCCUCGGCUCCUACACUGUCCAAUCAGAGCUUGGAGACUACGAUCCAGAUGAGUGUGCUUCAGAUUACAUCAGUGAACUCUGUUUCGCUCCGAAUCAAACAAAAGAGAUGGAGGAGAAAAUCAUGGAGCUGCACAAAACCUACAGGGGAAUGACGCCGGCUGAAGCAGAGAUGCACUUCCUGGACAACGUGAAGAAACUCUCAAUGUACGGAGUCGACCUUCAUCACGCUAAG
Molecule: messenger RNA, 823 nt
Organism: Plectropomus leopardus (leopard coralgrouper)
Lineage: Eukaryota; Metazoa; Chordata; Actinopteri; Perciformes; Serranidae
Source: RefSeq, a predicted model, not a curated record